This is a messenger RNA of Zonotrichia leucophrys gambelii, 3861 nucleotides long. It is a transcript of the gene ELAVL4, whose product is annotated as ELAV like RNA binding protein 4. Lineage: Eukaryota; Metazoa; Chordata; Aves; Passeriformes; Passerellidae. Gene Ontology annotation, cellular component: ribonucleoprotein complex. Gene Ontology annotation, molecular function: RNA binding. The record is from RefSeq and is a predicted model, not a curated record. The transcript has 7 exons. The coding region runs from base 325 to 1425 and encodes 366 amino acids.
CCGCUCCGCGCGUCCCGCCCCGCGCCGCUCCGCGCUCCGCCCGCCGCCGGCGCCGCCGCCCUCCCGCCGCAGCACCACACUGAGACAACGAGAUAAUAUACUUAGCUAUUAUUAUUUAUUAUUUAUUAUUAUUAUUAUCGCUGCCGCUAUUAUUAUUUUUUAUUAUCGAUAAUUUCUCGCUGCACAAACGUCUAGCAGUGUGCUUUGUGGCUCUUCAAAAAAACAAAAAGAGAGAAUAAUAAUAAUAAAAUAAUUCCCUGAAACCUUAGCAAAACCGUUAGAAGAGUUGAAGCCUUUCAAGACACCCAAUAUUUGCCAUUAAGAAUGGUUAUGAUAAUUAGCACCAUGGAGCCUCAGGUGUCGAAUGGCCCUACUUCCAAUACAACCAAUGGACCCUCCAGCAACAGUAGAAACUGCCCUUCCCCCAUGCAGACAGGGGCUGCUACAGAUGACAGCAAAACCAACCUCAUAGUCAACUAUUUACCCCAGAACAUGACCCAGGAGGAGUUCAGGAGUCUCUUCGGGAGCAUUGGUGAAAUUGAAUCCUGCAAGCUCGUGAGAGACAAAAUCACAGGGCAGAGUUUAGGGUAUGGAUUCGUUAACUACAUUGAUCCAAAGGAUGCAGAGAAAGCCAUUAACACUUUAAAUGGACUCAGACUCCAGACCAAAACCAUAAAGGUGUCGUAUGCCCGUCCAAGUUCGGCCUCCAUCCGGGAUGCGAACUUGUAUGUCAGCGGCCUUCCCAAAACCAUGACCCAGAAAGAAUUAGAGCAGUUAUUCUCACAAUAUGGGCGCAUCAUCACCUCACGGAUUCUGGUUGAUCAAGUCACAGGGGUUUCUCGAGGUGUGGGAUUUAUCCGUUUUGAUAAGAGAAUAGAGGCAGAAGAAGCCAUAAAGGGACUAAAUGGCCAGAAGCCUAGUGGUGCUACAGAACCAAUUACUGUGAAGUUUGCCAAUAACCCCAGCCAGAAAACAAGCCAGGCACUCCUUUCACAGCUGUAUCAGUCUCCCAACAGACGCUACCCUGGACCACUUCACCACCAGGCUCAGAGAUUCAGGCUGGACAAUUUGCUUAAUAUGGCCUAUGGCGUAAAGAGGUUUUCUCCGAUCACAAUUGAUGGUAUGACGAGCCUUGUGGGAAUGAAUAUCCCUGGUCACACCGGGACUGGAUGGUGCAUCUUCGUCUACAACUUGUCCCCCGACUCGGAUGAGAGCGUGCUGUGGCAGUUGUUUGGUCCCUUUGGAGCGGUCAAUAAUGUCAAGGUGAUCCGCGAUUUCAACACCAACAAGUGCAAGGGAUUUGGCUUUGUCACCAUGACCAACUACGACGAAGCUGCCAUGGCCAUUGCCAGCCUUAAUGGAUACCGUUUAGGAGACAGAGUAUUGCAAGUUUCCUUUAAAACCAAUAAAACCCACAAAUCCUGAAUUUCAUAUCCUUACUUACUAAAAUAUAUAUAUAUAAAUAUAUAUACGAACAAAACAAAACAAAAAAAAAAACUCUUCAAGGCUUAUAUUCAACCAUGGACUUUAUAAGCCAGUGUUGCCUAAGUAUUAAAACAUUGGAUAUCCUGUGAGGAACAGGAAAGGAUUUUAUAAUGCUUAGAAAAAAAAAAAAACCUUUGAUGCAUUGAAUGUUCUUUCAUAGCUGUCGUUGUUGAAUAUAAUAUACAUAGAUAACAAUGUGCAGGGAUUUUUACCCGGCCAGCUAGUUUUACUACCUUCCUUGAAGGUGGGUCUUUUUAAGAUGACCAUUCACUCAUUUGAAAAAAUAAUAAAACAAAAAACAAUUUUUACGAACUAAUGGGAUUAAAGCGAGAAAAAAAAAAAGAUUUUUGUUUUCUUUUCUGUUUUUUCAAAACAUUGAUUGAAUCAGAUUGGUAAACCCCCCACACAAAUUAAAGAGGAACAAUAAAAAUUGCAAAAAGAAGAACAUAAUUUUGCAACUUUUUUUAUUUUUCCUUUUUUCUUUUGUAUCAUGUGAACUAAACAGUCUUCUGUUAGGGAAUGGGGUAACGGGGGAUACCUGAUGACAUAACAAUUUAAAUAACAUUAACAAUGUUGCCAAAGAGGUGGUCUCUUUGCUGAAAAUGGGUUUCAAGAAAAAUCUAUUUUUAUAAAAUAUAAAGAAUUUUUACAAGAGAAUCUGGAUUUGAGAAAAAAUAUUUUGACUGGCUAAUUUAGGGGAAAUUGACAACUUUGUCAUGUUCAUACUGCACUGGUAACUUUUUAGAGAUCAAGAUGUGUGUUUUAAACUGGAUUAGUAGAUUGUUUUUUGAAGGAUGGGCUACAAACAGAUGAUCUUCGUAUCUUUUCAUAGCAUGUAAUAAAAAUAUUAAAUACAGUACGGGAGAGUGUUCUUCCCAGGCACGCAGUUACCCACAGUCAAAACCCAAAAGCAAGGAGAUGAGUUGCAAGACGGUUUUUCUUUAAGUCAUCAGUAUGGGAUAUCAGCAGAACAAAAGUUAAAAAAAUUAAUUUUUUGAUCAAAAACUUCCUUGGUUUGAGCAGUAGGUGCUACAAAAUUAUUUACAUAUCUUAGUAUCAUAGUUAAAUGUAAUGUGUUUAGAAAAAAAUACAUUUGCUUUAAAUUUGUUAAGAAUUUUCAAAUUCACUUUAUAGCCCAAGCUAAUAUAAUUGGGCUGUGUUGGCACAUUUGGAACACUGUUUAUGUUGCUUGAAACACUUAUUUAUUUAAUUGCCGAUGUGAUGCAUAUGGCCAAAAUCAAAUAUAGCUAGUUUGGCUAGUCUACUUAUUUGUUUACUUAAACUAUGGGAAGAAGCAUAUUAUUGUGUCAUUUUGUUGUGUGUGUAUGUGUAUAUAUAAUAUAAAUAUAUAUAUAUAUAAAGUUAUUUUUUCUUUUGGUUAAUUUAUUAUAAGUUGUAACACUUUGCUAGUUUUGUUUGUAUAUGUCUUAAAAUGUUUUCUUAUGAUACUUAAGUGACAGAGGUAUCAAGGUAACUUGUGUAGAAAUAUUGUUUGAUAUAUUGUCAUGUUUGUUGUGAAUAUUUUUUCUUACUGCACAGUAGAAAAGAAAACAACUGGGUCUUUAUUUUAAUGUAAUUCAGAUUGGGGAAAACAGAGCUAAGGGAACAAAAUGACUGAGGGGGUGCUCUCCCAUGUCCAGUGCACUGAUCAUUUUAGUAUGUUUGUGCUUUGUACGGUUAUAUAUUUAAAACAAAAAAGGGUCAUGCUCUUCCCUGAGUACUAGAAACAGUUACUCGCUAUGCAUAAUCUAGUUGAUAGUUAAAUUUGCUAUUGCUUUUCUUGUCUUGUUAUAUAAAAUCUUUUCAAUACAAGUUUAGUCUUAAUGGUAAUAAAACGUUAUGGUUAUUUAUAACUUGUGCUUAUUUUGUGCAUUUUUUCCAUGCUAUACCCACUAACUGCAUGUAGACUAAGUAUUGUUUUUUCACACUGAAGAGGCAAACUUUUGUAGUAGACAAAUAACUAAAAGCAAAGGCUGCAUCAUAAUUUUAUCAGUUUUUUACUUUAACAAUGUUAGAUUUUAGUUUAAAGGAACACUCAUUCAAUGUUCAGGGAAACCUUUAUACAUCAUCUGCUAUGAAUGAGCGCAGUUUGCUGGGAAAGUUUUGAUGCAUUUGCUAAGCAUUAGUGGGGAAGGCAUGUCAGAAUCUUUUCUCUACGAUGUGUUUUACUAUCUGAAUAAUAAUAAUAAUUUAAAAAAUCUUUCUUAGGACCAGGCAGUUGUAUACUUUAGUUAUAAUGAAUGACUUCAUGUUAACCUUGCUAGUUUAGAUCAUUUCUGAGGGAAAGUAUUGUAAAUGUUUUUUUCAUAACCUUGUUGUGUUUGAAUUAUUUGUACUUUAAUUGUCCAGACAAUAAAUGAAAGUGUGUAGAAUGGC